Molecule: messenger RNA, 630 nt
Organism: Acromyrmex echinatior (Panamanian leafcutter ant)
Lineage: Eukaryota; Metazoa; Arthropoda; Insecta; Hymenoptera; Formicidae
Source: RefSeq, a predicted model, not a curated record
GCAAAGGCCGAAAUCUUCUAACACUUUGGCUACCUAUACGCACAAAUCACCAAUGUCUGAUAUAGUUUAUGAAGCAAUUAAGCCAGUUUACGAACAACUCACUACGGAUGAUCUUCUCACUCGCUGCAUCGGGGGUUUCACUCAAAACAGCAAUGAGAGCUUCAACUCGACAGUGUGGGCGAUGGCUCCGAAAACUAUGAAUUCCGGCAAAAUAAUCAUCGACAUUGCUACGAACAUCGCUUCGUGUGUUUUUAAUGACGGAUUAAUAUCAAUUUUACAUAUAAUCCAGGUCAUGGGCAUGAAAAUUGGUCCAAAAAGUCACGAACUAUGCAUGGACUUGGAUGAGAAACGCAUACAGAAAGCGGAACGAUCUUUGAGUGAGGGCGCAAAACAGGCCCGCAUCGAUCUGAAAACAAUUCGAAAGGCCAAACAAGAGCAGGAGAUAGAUGAAGAAGGCCAAUUGUAUGGCGCAGGCAUCGCAGAUUAGAGGUCAAAAAUUAAGGACUCUAGAUGUCCGCCCAUGGUCCCUCCUUCAAAAAUAGGCGCCAUCGGACAAGUGCGGCACAGCCGCCAUUUUGUACCAAAAAUGUAUGAAAAAAUUCUUAUUUGUACUUCAUUCAUAAUAUUAUA